AUGGAGGCUUUGAAUAGGUUGCGUGAUAUGUUCCAAGAUAACAAACACUCUCGUGUCGUUACACUUGAGUAUGAUUUCACCCAUACAACCAUGGAGGCCUUUUCAAGUGUCUCUGCUUACUGUCAACAUCUCAAGUCAUUGUCAGAUCAACUCAAGAACGUCGGCUUUCCGGUCGAUAACAGUAGGUUGGUUCUGCAAUUGGUGUCCAGUCUCAUUGAACCCUACAAGGGAGUGGCCACACUCAUCCGUCAAAGUGAUCCCUUGCCUCAGUUUUAUCAAGCAUGGUCGAUGCUUGUUCUCGAAGAAUCCGACCUCAAGAAGGCGGCUUAG
Molecule: messenger RNA, 330 nt
Organism: Glycine soja
Lineage: Eukaryota; Viridiplantae; Streptophyta; Magnoliopsida; Fabales; Fabaceae
Exons: 1
Coding region: 1-330 (109 amino acids)
Source: RefSeq, a predicted model, not a curated record